Messenger RNA from Cladophialophora immunda, 525 nucleotides. RefSeq lists its product as uncharacterized. Bases 1 to 525 code for a protein of 174 amino acids. The record is from RefSeq and is a predicted model, not a curated record. The transcript has a single exon. Gene Ontology annotation, molecular function: acyltransferase activity, transferring groups other than amino-acyl groups. NCBI's taxonomy places the organism in Eukaryota, Fungi, Ascomycota, Eurotiomycetes, Chaetothyriales, Herpotrichiellaceae.
AUGUCCGGCAAGGCAGCAACAAGUCCUCGUGACGAUGCUUCGUGCCAAAAUACACCUCUUUUCCACAACCUCCGGCAACUGCCUCGCUCUGUUAUCCCACGCAUCCUACAAGAGAUGAAGAGUCUGGAACGCAAGGCAUUUGCUUCUCAUGAAGCGCUUCCCUUUGACGACAGAGUUCUCCAGCAGCGCAACAUGGAAGUGGUUGUCGGACUCUCCGACCAAGCAAGAUGUUCGCCCGUCGUCGCCUAUGCUGUUGCGGUGAAGUGGAACCAUCGCCUCCUGCUACACAAAGUUUGUGUCUCGCCGGCGGCAAGAGGGCAGGGUAUAGGUAGCUUAUUGUUACAGAAGGUCAUCGAGGACUCCAAAUGCUGGUCUUGUCGCGCGAUUGAUCUAUGGGUCGACGAAUCAAAUAUAAUCGCUCAAUGCCUCUACUCUAAAUGUGGUUUUGUGGUGCAGGAAAUUGUCAAUGACUACUAUUCCCCCGGUAAGAAUGGAGUCAAAAUGGUCCGAGUUUCGCAGCCUUGA